Molecule: messenger RNA, 1286 nt
Organism: Cucurbita moschata (crookneck pumpkin)
Lineage: Eukaryota; Viridiplantae; Streptophyta; Magnoliopsida; Cucurbitales; Cucurbitaceae
Exons: 2
Coding region: 614-1033 (139 amino acids)
Source: RefSeq, a predicted model, not a curated record
ACUCCUCUUCUUCAUUCGCUUACAAUUUUCGAUAUUCAAUUCCCUCUCUGCAAUUCAUUCCCUUUUUCUUUCGUCUCUUUCAUUCUCGAGGCCUGCGAUUCAACACUCUGUUCCUGUUUUUGACUCUUGUCAUCUUUUUCUUUGCAUCCGUCGAAAUAGAUCGGAGAAUUUUUGAAAGAUUUGUGAAUGGUGGAAGAAAAUUCUUGUAGUAGUAAUUACAUGCGCUCCCUUUUGGAUUCAAGGGCGAGCGCUCGUCUUCCUCUUUCUGCUGCUUCUUCUUUCGCUUUUGGUUCUUGCAAGGAAGGCUGGUACUACCGCUGCCUCGGAGUUGACCCUUGAGAUCUCUCUCUCUCUCUCUCUCUCUUUGUUUCUCUACCUUCUUCUCGAUACAACUCCGUUUCAAGGAAUUUUAACAUUUUGUUCUCAAAACUUUUUUGCGAUUUCUCUCUUUCGAUUUUUUCGUUGCGGCGCUAGCUUUGGGAAAUUUGUCGAGGUUGUCGUCGGUGGCCGAUUCUCUGUUUCUGGGGUAUAAUUUGAAGAAAUAUAAGAAGGGAUUCGGAUUGGUGGGAUUUUGAAUUUGGAUUUGGAUUUGGAUUUCAAUUUUCUUACGAGGAUGUUGCUGUACAAGCAGAAGAAGAAUCAGAAUGUUAAGGGCAACAGGCUCUUGAUCAGCAUCAAUGUGCUCGGCAGUGCUGGUCCGAUUCGAUUUAUUGUGAACGAGGAGCAACUUGUUGCUGCUGUUAUUGAUACAGCAUUGAAAUCCUACGCGCGUGAGGGCCGGCUGCCGAUUCUUGGGUCCGAUCUCAGAGAUUUCCAGCUUUACUGCCCAAUUGCUGGACCAGAUGCCUUGAGUCCAUGGGACACAAUUGGAUCGCACGGAUCCCGGAACUUCAUGUUGUGCAAGAAACCACAGCCAGAGAAAGUGGGAGAACAUGGAAAUUCGCCACCGGAGCCAAGUAUCCCCCGCAAAGGCACAGGAAGCUGGAAGUCAUGGAUCAACAAGUCUCUGAAUAUGAAAAUCUAUUCCCAUUGAAUCCGCGCGACAACGAGGAUAAUGAUGGUUGAAUGCUCUAUGGAAAUUAGGUUGGUUUUAGUUGUUAUUUGGGUCAGUUGUUGUGUGGACCAUUGCAAUUUGGUUUUUAUCGCUUUUGUUUGUUGUCUUGUCGGACACCGUGUUUCAACUUUCAUAAAGUUGGGUGGGUUCCCCGUUUUUCUUCUGGAAAUAAACAGUGUAAUCCAUAGAAUUUAUCCCUUUCAAAUAAAUUACAUCUUGGAUUUUUAAUUGC